ACCCAGGCGAUGGCAACCAGGAGAAGCCAAACUUGGUCGUCCCUUCCGAAUCGCGGCAGGGUCCCGGCGCGCUGCCGGACUGCCUGCGGUGCCCAUGGCGCUUUACGAGCUGUUCUCUCACCCGGUCGAGCGCGGUUACCGCGCUGGGCUCUGCUCCAAAGCCGCGCUGUUCCUGCUCCUGGCCGCCGCGCUCACGUACAUCCCGCCGCUGCUGGUGGCCUUCCGGAGCCACGGGUUUUGGCUGAAGCGGAGCAGCUACGAGGAGCAGCCGACCGUGCGCUUCCAGCACCAGGUGCUGCUCGUGGCCCUGCUGGGACCCGAGCGCGCCGGGUUCCUCGCCUGGAGCACGUUCCCCGCCUUCAACCGGCUGCAGGGGGAUCACCUGCGCGUCCCGCUCGUUUCGACUAGAGAAGAAGACAGGAACCAGGAUGGGAAAAUGGACAUGUUGCAUUUUAAGAUGGAGCUUCCCCUGCAGUCCACGGAGCACAUUUUGGGUGUGCAGCUCAUCCUGACAUUUUCCUACCAAUUGCAUAGGAUGUCCACGUUUGUGAUGCAGAGUAUGGCGUUUCUCCAGUCUUCCUUUGCUAUUCCGGGUUCCCAGUUAUAUGUGAAUGGAGACCUGAGAUUGCAACAAAAGCAGCCACUAAGCUAUGGUGGCCUAGAUGUCCGUUACAACGUGUCCGUGAUCAACGGGACCAGCCCUUUUGCCUAUGACUACAACCUUCCCCAUAUUAUUGCUGCCUACCAGGAAAGGAACGUUACCACCAUCCUCCAUGUUCCCAAUCCCAUCUGGCUGGUGGGCAGGGCCGCAGAAGCUCCAUUUGUGAUUAAUGCUGUCAUCCGAUACCCUGUAGAAGUCAUCUCUUAUCAACCAGGAUUCUGGGAGAUGAUCAAGUUUGCCUGGGUCCAGUAUGUCAGUAUCCUGCUUAUCUUCCUCUGGGUGUUUGAAAGAAUCAAGAUUUUUGUGUUUCAAAACCAGGUGGUGACCACAAUCCCUGUAGCAGCAGUGCCCCAGGGAGGAAUGUAUAAGGAACACUUAUCCUAAGAAGAUAAUAUCUGAAGACUUGGAAGGACCAUGGCUACCUCACUGUUGUCUUCUGAGAUCUGCCAUCUUAGGACAUUUCUGAAAGAGUCCAGUGGACACAUGUGGGCUUGUGU
Carlito syrichta (Philippine tarsier) is the source of this 1158-nucleotide messenger RNA. It is a transcript of the gene TMEM231, whose product is annotated as transmembrane protein 231. Bases 95 to 1045 code for a protein of 316 amino acids. The record is from RefSeq and is a predicted model, not a curated record. The transcript has 7 exons. Gene Ontology annotation, cellular component: ciliary membrane; ciliary transition zone. Lineage: Eukaryota; Metazoa; Chordata; Mammalia; Primates; Tarsiidae. Gene Ontology annotation, biological process: regulation of protein localization; cilium assembly.